This is a messenger RNA of Nylanderia fulva, 2152 nucleotides long. The record is from RefSeq and is a predicted model, not a curated record. Lineage: Eukaryota; Metazoa; Arthropoda; Insecta; Hymenoptera; Formicidae.
UCCCCCACCCUUUCCGGAAGCAUUUGGACAUUCCAGGUCUACAGUUGUCCUACGAUGCAGUAAGUCUUGUGUUCUCUACAAAACGGAGUUGGUGCAUUAUUCGAUGCGUUAAGAUUAAAACUGCAAGUUAUUUUUAUAUUGUACGUGUGUUUGUUAUAUAUAUUUUUCUCGUAUAUAUAAUGGUUACAAUAGAGGAUUUGCCUGACGAGAUUAUUUUAAUAAUUCUGAAAAACGUAGCUAUUAGCUUGACGGACAUUGAUAAUUUUAGUUCUACGUGCAAGAAAUUUCAGUGGAUAUCCCAUUAUAAAAAUCUCUGGCAAAUAAAAUAUACUAAGAGAUGGCCUACUGUACCGAUAUUGUGGAAAGAAGAAAUGGGCAUUGAAUUUGAUGACGUAAAUAUUAAAGAUUUAAAAGAGGGUAACAAAUGUGUGGAAGAUUUGUGGCUUUAUGUGUCUCGUAUGUCUGAGCUGUAUCAUUACUGUAAGGAAAAAGAAUAUAUCGCAGCAACAGAUAUAAAUCAAUUUCUCAGUCUUCAUAAAGAAAAGCACCCUUUCAAUAUGUUUAUCCUACUUGUUGAACUUAUCGGAAACAUAUUUCAACAAGAUCCACGCCAAUCCAAUUUAACAGAAAGAUACUACAGCAUACAAAUAUUUCGAUGCCUGAGUCACUAUAUUUUUAAUUUAAAAUGGCAUAAACUUCUGGAGAAAUUACCCAAUCAAGAGCAGCGUUUGGAGGAUAUGUUUGUCAUAAUAUUACGACGUUAUCAUCCCGAUAAGUUUAUUACUAUCUUGCAUGUAGAUAAUGUCAUAGAUAAUAUCGUGCAAGAAGUAUUAAAAUUUUUGAAAGAUGAAUAUCCCCAGCAUCCGAUUUUGUCUAUACAACCUGAACAAUUUGCGAUUUGGAGAAAUAAUUAUAUUGAUAAGAAUUAUUGGGACGAAACGCACGCAUUGUCAAUUAAGUAUGCACUCGACAAUAUUAUUGUAAGUUUUGAUUCCUAUGAAUCAUGGAUGGAACCGAAUCAGAUAAGUACGGAACGGCAUUAUAAACCGCUGACUAGAAAAGAUAUAUUACGUUAUAAACAUAUGUUGUGGUUGACAAUAUAUAUCUGCGUUGCAAAUAGAUUGGGUUUACGUGUUUCAACAAAAUUACACGAUGGAACUGAUUGUAUUCAAGAUACACAUUUGGUUCAUCAUUUCAGAAAUAAUAUAGAAAAUCUAGAAUGUUUCACAUUUGCGUGGGCAGAAGAUGCGAAAAUUUUUAGCAUAAUAGAAUGCCGACGAGGGUGGUCUAUUCCAUUGACAAAUCUGCAUCUUCGGCCUAGUUUGUCAAUGCAGAUAUACGAAUUUUUGACUAAAUGUGAAGACACCUUUACUGACUACAAUAAGUACAUAUCACCAUCAAUAACUCUGUAUAAUGAGACAAUUUGUAGUCCAGAUGAAAUGUUUCGGAAAACAAGAUCGCCUAAUCUAAAAUUUGCGAUUGGAAUGAUAGUUACACAUAAGCAUGACAUGGAAGAUAAUACACAAAAAGAUAUUACUGGUGUCAUUAUUGGGUGGCAUAACGAAUGCCACAUUGAACGCUUUCGAUAUAAGAAUUCAUAUUGUAUUCCGAAUGAAAUUAAAAAAGAAUGUAUAGAGAAAUAUAACAUAAAAGAUUGGAAAUCGCAACCAUACUACGUUAUGUUAGUUGAGAAUAAGCUGUGUUAUGUUCCACAAUGUGCUAUAACAUCGACAUGCGAAGAAUGGAUAAACAAUUCAGAAACUGGAAGAUUUUUCUGUAAGUUCGAAGGCACUCAUUAUGUAUCAAACAAAAUGCUAGAAAAAUAUUAUCCAGACGAUGCCGCUGUCGUUCGCGAAAUAUUGAGUAGUCGAAAAUUAUAAUAUUUUGAGUGGUGCAAAAGUGUGUGUCUGCCAUUUUUUAGUCAGGGUUAAAAGCUGGAUUGAAAUUUGAAAGUUUGUAUAUUGAUGCCAGUUCUCGGAAAGCAAUAACAAACCAUCAUAAAUAUCUUGCCAAAGAGAGAAAAUCCUUCUAAAAUAAUGCGCAUAAAAAGUGUAUAUGUAAAGAUUUGUUCUCUGACAAUAGACUUAGAUCAAACAUAGAUAAUACGUUAAAAUAUUUAAGAUGACAAAAGAAUAUGUAUUAGUAAUAUUAA